Molecule: messenger RNA, 717 nt
Organism: Xiphophorus couchianus (Monterrey platyfish)
Lineage: Eukaryota; Metazoa; Chordata; Actinopteri; Cyprinodontiformes; Poeciliidae
Product: trifunctional purine biosynthetic protein adenosine-3-like
Exons: 4
Coding region: 299-646 (115 amino acids)
Biological process (GO): 'de novo' IMP biosynthetic process
Cellular component (GO): cytosol; cytoplasm
Molecular function (GO): phosphoribosylglycinamide formyltransferase activity
Source: RefSeq, a predicted model, not a curated record
UUGGCUGGCAAUGACCUGAACACUGAGCAAAACCUGAAAAAGUUCAAAUCUGACCUACAGUUUUACAGCUCAACUCAUGACAAUAAAGGUGUUUGUUGUCACCUGAAAGGGGGAGGAGCCUAAGGUGUUGGUGGUUUCAAACAGACCUGGAGCUCAGGGUCUGAAGAGAGCAGCGCUGGCCGGCAUCCAGACCAGGGUUGUGGAUCACAAGCUGUAUGGCAGCAGAGCUGAGUUUGAUGCCACCAUUGACCUUCUCCUUAAAGAGUUUGGAGUGGAACUGGUCUGCCUUGCUGGUUUCAUGAGGAUCCUGACUGGGAUCUUUGUGAAAAAAUGGCAUGGGAGGCUCCUCAACAUUCAUCCCUCCCUGCUGCCUUCAUUCAAAGGGGUCAAUGCCCAGCAACAGGCUCUCCAGGCCAGAGUGCUGAUAACUGGGUGCACCGUCCACUUUGUAGCUGAAGAGGUUGAUGCAGGCGCCGUCGUGGUCCAGGAAGCCGUUCCGGUGUUGGUUGGAGACACAGAGGAAAGUCUGUCAGCCAGAAUCAGGGAGGCCGAGCACAAAGCGUUCCCUAAAGCUCUGGAGCUGGUGGCCAGUGGAGCGGUGCAACUGGGACCAGAUGGAAACAUAGUCUGGAAGCAAGAGCGUUGAAAUGUCUCUACUAAUGCAUGUCUGACUAAUGAUCAGAAACCAUAGUUUACAAUAAAGUACAUCACUGUCAA